This is a messenger RNA of Osmerus eperlanus (European smelt), 1722 nucleotides long. RefSeq names its product antagonist of mitotic exit network 1 homolog (S. cerevisiae) (gene amn1). The transcript has 8 exons. NCBI's taxonomy places the organism in Eukaryota, Metazoa, Chordata, Actinopteri, Osmeriformes, Osmeridae. Bases 320 to 1069 code for a protein of 249 amino acids. The record is from RefSeq and is a predicted model, not a curated record. Gene Ontology annotation, cellular component: cytoplasm; SCF ubiquitin ligase complex. Gene Ontology annotation, molecular function: protein binding. Gene Ontology annotation, biological process: SCF-dependent proteasomal ubiquitin-dependent protein catabolic process.
UAUUUUAUUAUUUAUGUAUUUAGUUUUGGACCCGAUAAUCCUCCAUACUCCGUAAACGGGCUCUGGUUCAAUCCCACCAUCGUUUCCGGUUAAGUAAACGAGUUCCCACGUUUUGGCAGGACUGAACGCGCUCCUACCAGAAUUAUGCGCAUCUGACACGCAGCUAAGAUUCCCUGAUUGCCCUUCGGUUUGUUUUCACAUUUCAAUCCCAGUCUUGUAGCUACUACAGUAAGGCGUUAUCACUUAAAACACGUAAAAAAUAAGGUAACGUUAUACAAUCCUUCAAUAAUCAAUCACAGGUUAUCUCAGAAUUUAUAUCAUGGCAGUGGACUCGCUUUCGAAUAUAUGUGCAAGUCUUGUGGCAACCUAUGCAGACCACUUCCACAAAGACAUCAUCGCCUUACCCGUGCACAUCAAGGACAGACUGGUGCGGAUCAUGACAUCUCAUGGCACAGUCACCGACCUCAACAUCAGUCAGCUUCUGCAUGCUGGGAUACACAAUUUGGACUUGCAGAACUGCCCGGUAUCGGACUCUGCCCUGAGACAGAUUCACUGCCCUGAGCUCCGGACAAUUCUCUUGCGAGGCUGCCUCUCUAUCUCCUCAGAAGGGGUGGGGGCCCUGGCCUCCUCCUGCCCCCGCCUGCAGGUUGUGGACCUGACGGAGUGUGCUGGGGUGGCAGACCGGGGUGUCCUGGCCCUGGCUCGCUGCUGCCCCGCCCUGCAGGUGCUCUCCCUGGGGGACUGCCCCACCGUGGGAGAUGCCUCGCUGCUGGCGCUGGCCGGGAGCUGCGGGCUGCUGCACAGCCUGUACCUGUCUGGAACACAGGUCACGGAUGUGGGUGUCACUGGGCUUGCUACAGGACUCUGCUCCAACAACCUUAAAGAACUGCAGCUGGCUCGGUGUAGUAACCUGACUGACCGGGCCGUGACGGCUGUCCUCACACACUGCCCCAACAUCCGCAUCUUCAACUUCCAUGGAUGUCCUCACAUCACAGAUCGUUCCAGAGACGCCCUCCACAACCUCACCGGCCCUGACAAGAUACAACAAGUGUCCUGGACUGUUUACUGAGGACGUGAGGGGAGGAAACUUGAGGCUCUCUCUCAAAACGUCUGAAAGGUGACUGGGUGACGGACAGUCUUGUCAUACUGUUCUAUGAUCCACCGUGACUUCUGUGAUUGACAAAGUGGGUCCCAGUGAGCAGAAACACAGGUUUAGUAGUUGGUGAAUGUCAGAGGAUAUGAUACAAUGGACUUUUGUAUUCUUUAAAAACCCAUCUUAGAAAGUCCCAAAAAUAAUUGUGUACUGGAAAAACCCAAUGAAUGAAUGCUCUAUUGUCCAAACCCAGUGAGUUAUCGUGUAUCAGUCCUUGACUCUGGAAUGAGCUGAAGGGAGGCAACCAUGGUUCAAUGGGGGUUUCUAUUUGAAUUUAUGACAGAAAUAAGGAGUCCAUGUUUGUGUUCCUUUCAUCUGGACUAGAGGGGGACCCCCUCAUCCAUCAGACCAGAGUGAAGGAGAACCAAGAUGAAGGAUCUUUGCACAUGGGGUAGAAGCACUUUUGCUUGCGUUUGUAUGUGUCAGCUUGUAGGUUCAUAGACAACGCUGAAUUGUGAGCCUUUCUUAAAGGCAAAUUUCCACCAAACACUUGAUUGGUUUACAAGUUUAAUGACACAGAUCUACUCUGUACUGUUUGCAUUGUUGAUCUUAUAAACAUCUUGAGGGGC